GGGUGCUGACAAGCGAUCUUCCUUUCGCGCCGGUUGCCGAGACCCUAGCAUCCAUGUGCGCACUGAGCGGGAUUCCAUAGUUUAGAAAAAGAUUACCAACUGCACGAGACUUUGAACAGAAACAUGGAUCCGAACGUUCUGAUUGAGGCCCUCCGGGGCACUAUGGAUCCCGCUUUGCGGGAGGCCGCUGAGAGGAAACUUACCGAGGGCCAGAAAACUGCGAAUUUUGUUUCAACUCUUCUUCAGAUCACAAUGUCUGAGCCACUGGAGUUGCCUGUACGACAAGCAAGUGUAAUUGGUGUGGUUAGACUAGCAGCCUCAACAGAAAUGUGUAGUAUUGAAAAGGGGAAAUUUGACCAGAGCACAGGGAAAUGCAGAGUCUCUUUGCUGUGUUUUGCAACUAAAUUUCUGACUACCUGUCAUUUCAGAGUACAACUUACAACUUGUAUUCACCACAUAAUUAAGCACGACUACCCAGGAUGUUGGACUGCCCUGGUGGAUAAAAUCGGCUUCUAUCUCCAGUCUGACAAUAGUGCUUGCUGGCUUGGAAUCCUGUUGUGCCUAUAUCAGCUAGUGAAAAACUAUGAGUACAAGAAACCUGAGGAGCGUAGCCCAUUAGUAGCAGCAAUGCAGAUCUUUUUACCAAUGUUGAAGGAUCGUUUCAUCCAACUAUUACCUGACCCUUCAGAUCAGUCUGUGCUGAUACAGAAACAGAUCCUUAAAAUCUUCUUUGCACUUAUGCAGUAUACAUUGCCACUAGAGUUGAUAACGCAACAGAAUCUCACUGAGUGGAUAGAGAUUUUCAAGACCGUUGUGGAUAGAGAUGUGCCUGCUGAAACUCUUCAAGUUGAUGAAGAUGACCGACCAGAGUUGCCAUGGUGGAAGUGCAAGAAGUGGGCUUUACAUAUUCUGGCUAGAAUUUUUGAAAGGUAUGGAAGCCCAGGCAAUGUUUCCAAAGAAUACACUGAAUUUGCCGAGCUCUUUCUCAAGGCAUAUGCUGUCAGCAUUCAGCAGGUACUGUUGAAGGUGCUGUAUCAUUACAAAGAGAAGCAGUAUGUAGCACCACGAGUUUUGCAGCAAACUCUAAAUUACAUCAACCAAGGAGUUGCUCAUGCCAUAACAUGGAAAAAUCUUAAACCCCAUAUCCAUGGGAUUGUCCGGGAUGUCAUCUUCCCUCUGAUGUGUUAUACAGAUGCUGAUGAAGAACUCUGGCAGGAAGAUCCAUAUGAGUACAUACGUAUGAAAUUUGUCUUGUCUUUUGUCUUCCAGAAAAAGAUUUACAAAGAUCAGAUGGAGUUUAUGUUGCAGAAUCAUGUGUUUCCUCUGUUUAGCAGUGAACUGGGUUACAUGCGAGCAAGGGCUUGUUGGGUGCUUCAUUACUUCUGUGAAGUAAAGUUUAAAAGUGACCAGAACCUGCAGACAGCCCUAGAACUGACAAGAAGAUGUCUUAUUGAUGAUAAGGAAUUGCCUGUGAAAGUGGAGGCAGCUAUAGCACUUCAGGUACUCAUCAGCAACCAGGAGAAAGCUAAGGAGUACAUCAGUCCAUUUAUCAGGCCUGUGAUGCAGGCUCUGCUGCACAUAGUCAGGGAGACAGAAAAUGACGAUCUCACUAAUGUAAUACAGAAAAUGAUCUGUGAGUAUAGUGAAGAAGUUACUCCAAUUGCAGUGGAAAUGACACAGCAUUUGGCAAUGACCUUCAACCAGGUGAUUCAAACAGGGUCAGAGGAAGAUGGCAAUGAUGACAAAGCUGUGACUGCCAUGGGAAUCCUUAAUACCAUUGAUACACUCCUUAGUGUAGUCGAAGAUCACAAAGAGGUUUGGAAAUACUUCUAUUUUAAAACAUUGAGUUUUUUUUUUAAAUUUCCUUUCCUUUUUGCAGAUAUGAUGCCUCUUUUGCAUAAUUAUGUAACGGUGGAUACAGAUACAUUGCUGUCUGAUACAAAGUACUUAGAAAUGAUUUACAGCAUGUGUAAAAAGGUUUUGACAGGUGUUGCUGGUGAAGAUGCAGAAUGUCAUGCAGCUAAACUAUUAGAAGUAAUUAUCCUGCAGUGCAAAGAUCGAGGAAUUGAUCAGUGUAUACCUCUGUUUGUUGAAGCUGCUCUCGAAAGGUUGACCAGAGAAGUCAAAACAAGUGAACUUCGAACAAUGUGCCUGCAGGUUGGCAUAGCUGGAUUGUACUACAGUCCUCCUUUACUACUCAAUACCUUGGAAAAUCUCCGCUUCCCUAACAAUACAGAAUCUGUCACCAAUCACUUUAUUACACAGUGGCUGAAUGAUAUUGAUUGUUUCCUAGGGCUUCAUGACCGAAAGAUGUGUGUCCUCGGCUUAUGUGCUUUGAUAGAGUUAGAGCAGAGACCACAGGUCCUGAAUCAGGUUGUAAGUCAGAUAUUGCCAGCAUUUAUCCUCUUGUUCAGUGGAUUGAAGAGAGCCUAUGCCUGCCGUGCUGAGAAUGAGAAUGACAGUGAUGAUGACGAAGACGGAGAGGAAGAAGAUGAAACCGAGGAAUUGGGUAGUGAUGAAGAUGACAUAGAUGAAGAUGGGCAGGAGUACUUGGAGAUUUUGGCAAAACAUGCAGGGGAGGACGGAGAUGACGAUGAAUGGGAAGAUGAUGCUGAGGAAACUGCUCUUGAAGGCUAUAAUACAGUAAUUGAUGAAGAUGACUGUCCUGUAGAUGAAUAUCAAAUAUUUAAAGCCAUUCUUCAGACUCUUCAAACCCGUGAUCCCUCCUGGUAUCAAGCUCUGACACAUGGACUUAAUGAGGAACAGGGAAAACACCUUCAGGAUAUUGCAACAUUAGCAGAUCAGAGACGAGCAGCACAAGAAUCGAAAAUGAUUGAAAAACAUGGUGGUUACAAGUUUGGAGCUCCAGUUGUUCCAGCAUCAUUUAAUUUUGGAGCUUCUCCGCAAGGAAUGAAUUGAGGCAUUCUUCCUAGCAUUGUGUGAUGGAUUGUAGUGAAAAGCUUGUGUUGUUCCUUCCAGUAGUGGUUCCAGAUUUGGUUGUUCUUGCCCACAGUUCAUUCUGGAGUACUGAUUGGACAGAAAAAUCCCCAGGGUAUGGGGGAUAAUCGUGUGACCUGAAACUGGAAAGCAAACCAAGAUUUUCAGAGACGAAUGAAGAUAUACAACCUGCCAUGGGAGCUUGAACUUGAGGGGAUGCCAUGGAGGCAGCAUUUCUUCUGUCCCAUAGUGUUCCAAGGAAUUAACUGGCUUCAGGACUAUUUAAAAUAUUUAUCACUUUUGUCGUACAGGCUAGAAGACCAGUUUUUUCAUUAAACCUGUGGCAGUGUGCAAGGGUUUUUAUGUCCCAGUCCCCAGCCCACCACCUUUUCAGGGUUAGGUAUCCAUUCGUAAAAUGUAAAUAUGUGGUAAUCAGGAUUUUUCUUAUCAGGCGUUGAAAAAAAAAUCACAUUUCUGCGUAGCAUUCUGGCCACUUUACAGCACUACAUGAUGGCUGAUAACUGUAAAUGAAUUAGCACUUUCAUAUUGAAAAGGCUUCCUAGCCUAUGUACAAAGUGUCAUUCUUUUUGUUGACAAAAUAAAAGGGAUGGACUUUUGGGGGGAUUAUGCCAUUAAAAUGAACUAAUGCUCUCCUGUCAUGCCCAAGGUGGGGUUACAUGGUAUAGUUGCCUCUUAUUGUAACUUGAAAUUGGUUAUUAAAAGGGUCAUUGAAAAGUAUUUGCUGCUAAGAAUGGCUAUACCCUGUGUCCUUUUUUGUCAGAGCUCUCCAGUGAGCAAAUAUCAACUUGUAAGCACUGAAGCUUUUCGUCAAAGCAUGUGAAAUUAGACUUUACAUGAAGUUCUUUCGUGAAACAGCCAGUUGAAGUGUGGAUGAGACCUUUACAUAUGCAACAGAAUUAAAAAAAAAAUUGGUAA
Protopterus annectens (West African lungfish) is the source of this 3873-nucleotide messenger RNA. RefSeq names its product importin 7 (gene IPO7). The transcript has 22 exons. Bases 124 to 2919 code for a protein of 931 amino acids. Gene Ontology annotation, cellular component: cytosol; nuclear envelope. Gene Ontology annotation, biological process: protein import into nucleus. Lineage: Eukaryota; Metazoa; Chordata; Ceratodontiformes; Protopteridae. The record is from RefSeq and is a predicted model, not a curated record.